Messenger RNA from Impatiens glandulifera, 549 nucleotides. Its product is annotated as brain acid soluble protein 1 homolog. The record is from RefSeq and is a predicted model, not a curated record. NCBI's taxonomy places the organism in Eukaryota, Viridiplantae, Streptophyta, Magnoliopsida, Ericales, Balsaminaceae. The transcript is spliced from 3 exons. Bases 1 to 549 code for a protein of 182 amino acids.
AUGAGUGAGAAGACCGACAAAACGGUUAAGCCGAAGUCUUCAAGAACAAAGUCUUCAAAAGGGACCAGUUCUUCCGCUCCGGCUGAAGAAUGUUCCAAGCGAGAAAAACCGAAGAGGAAGGCGGUUCAAGCCGAAGCCUCACAACAGAAGAAUGGAAGAAAGAAGUCUUCUGCAAAGAAGAGCUCUAGCAAACUGGCUGACUCCGAGAAAACCCUUUCCUCGGACAAAUCACCGAAGAGAACCGAAGACGUCUUCCAGCCCAUUCCCAUCAACACCGUUCGCCCCAUCUCUAUUGACUCUCAAUCACCAAGGCAAACCGAACCCUCGGGAGCCACGAAACCGAGUCCGCAUCAAAGGAGGAAGCAGAGGGAAACCGAAGAUGAUGUGUCAAGUCGUCUUAAGUUAGCUGAUCAGGGUGAGAUACCCGAUCAAAGAAACAAGUCUGCCCCAAAAGAUACAACGACCCAAUUGGCCCAAGAUGGGCCAGCUGCUUCAACAAUUCUACCUGAAGGGCCAGUUCAGGAUAACAAGGGAAAAGGUGUUCUGUAA